Molecule: messenger RNA, 1471 nt
Organism: Balearica regulorum gibbericeps (East African grey crowned-crane)
Lineage: Eukaryota; Metazoa; Chordata; Aves; Gruiformes; Gruidae
Source: RefSeq, a predicted model, not a curated record
AUCCUUUGCAUAUUUUACAAUUAAAGACAGACUGCCCCAGAUCCUCACAAAAGUUAUUGAUACUCUGCAUCGACAUAAAAAUGAAUUUUUUGAAGAACAUGGUGAGAAGGGUGUUGAAGCAGAGAAAAGAGCUAUAUCUUUCCUGUCCAAACUGCGGAAUGAACUGCAAACAGACAAACCAGUGACCCCUUUAGAAGAUGAGCUGUCUGAUGCUGGACUGUGGAACCAAUACCUAGACUACCAACGAAAUUUAUCAAAUGGAAAUGGAGAGCCGAGUUGGUUUCAGUCCCCUUGGUUGUAUGUAGAGUGUUACAUGUAUCGAAGAAUUCACGCAGCAUUAGCACAGAACCCACCUAUUGACAACUUUGACGUAUUUAAGGAAGGAAAGGCCCAAAAUUUCUUUGAAUCCCAAGAGGCUGUUAUUGCCUUAUGCACUUACUUUCAGGAACUUCUUAAAAACAUCAAGGAUCUAGAUGAAAAGCAACUUCAGGAAGAACUUUUUAAGCUAUUGCAGGUGUCGUUGUGGGGCAAUAAGUGUGACCUUUCUUUUUCAGCUGGUAAAACCAGCUCUCUGAAAUCUAGUCCUUUACAAUCCCUGGAAAACAUGGUACCUUACAUCUUAGUGAAUGAUAUGGAAAAACUUUGGUCACUACUUGUAAACGCCAAAAAAAGAAAUACAGAAAAAAGUAAUGUUAGAGUUGACAUAAUCCUGGAUAAUGCUGGAUUUGAACUUGUAAGUGAUCUUGUAUUGGCUGACUUCCUGUUAUCGUCAAAGUUGGCUGAUGAAGUCCACUUCCAUGGAAAAAGUAUUCCAUGGUAUGUGUCAGACACCACAAAGCAUGAUUUUAACUGGAUUAUUAAACAACUGCAGUCUGCCAAUCAUAUGUGGAUGUCUAGAUGUGGGAUAAACUGGGAGGGCAAUUUGAAAAAGGGAGCUUGGGUUUACCGUGAUCACAUGUUUUGGACUUUGCCACAUGACUUUUCCAGUAUGACUGAAGUUGCUCCUGACUUCUAUGCUGAUCUGCAGAAGUCAAACUUGCUUCUUUUUAAAGGUGAUCUAAACUAUAGAAAAUUAACAGGAGAUAGAAAAUGGGAAUAUACUGUUCCUUUUCAUCAAGCCUUGAACAAGUUUCAUCCUGCGCCUCUCUGUAGUUUGAGAACACUGAAAUCUGACACUCAGGUUGGCCUAAAGCCUGGACAAGGUGAACAACUUCAGGCUUCUGAACCUGAAUGGAUGAUAAGUGGAAAAUACGGGAUAGUUCAGUUUUAUGCUGCUCUCUAGUUAAAUGGUUCCUAAUAUUCUGAAAGAGAGAUCCAGUCUGUGUUUUAACUACUUUCUCUGUUCCAUGCUUGGCUUCAGCAAAUUUUCCUUUUUGUUUGCACUUUGUCCUCCCAAGUGAUUUGUUGGUUUUGUUCCACAAAAGACUUUAAUGUUGUGCAAAAGUUUACAAACUGCCUUUGUAUACAUCAA